Messenger RNA from Fusarium sp. VM40, 924 nucleotides. The record is from the annotation of a GenBank genome assembly. Lineage: Eukaryota; Fungi; Ascomycota; Sordariomycetes; Hypocreales; Nectriaceae.
AUGUAUAUCGUUCUAGGAGCUGGCGUGGUCGGAUUGACUACUGCACUUGAACUGAAGAGACAGUACCCUUCAAGCAAUGUCUUGGUUCUAGCCAGAGACCUCCCCGGGGACUCUGCUCCCACAUACGCAUCAGCUUGGGCUGGCGGAAACUGGAUCUCUAGUGCAACGGACAAUGGCCCUCAAGAAGAAUGGGACCGUGUUACAUACCUCAAGUUUCAAGAACUGGCCAAGGCUCAUCCUGAAUGCGGUAUAGAGGCAAUGGACUUGCGAUCUGUUUAUGAGGAUGACAUCGAGAAUGUCGACCUUCUGAGUCGAGUAACCAACAAGAUUUGGUAUGAUGAUCUCGUCGGAGGGAUCAAGUACCUACUAAAAGAGGAGCUUCCGCAAGGCACUAAGUUUGGGUUUGAAGUCUCGACCUUUGUUAUCAAUGUGCAGAAAUACUUGCCGUGGCUCCAAGCUGAGGCGACAAGACUUGGCAUUGAGAUACGACGUGCAAUCAUAGACAACCUAUCGGACAUUCCAGAUCGAUUCCCAACCGCUAAAGCCGUUUUUAAUUGCACGGGACUUGAAUCUCUGACGUUGAAGGGCGUCGAAGACCGUGACUUAUACCCAGCAAAGGGCCAGGUCUAUCUAGUUGAAGCGCCACCGUCAGGUAUCUCAAAGAUGUACUUCCGCUCAAGCCAGCGCCUGGGCAGCCACAGUACACAUGUCUUCCCCCGCUGCAGAGAUGGAGGCGUGGUUCUUGGAGGAUGUAGGCUCAAUGGUGAUGCGAAUGAGCAAUUCGAUUCAGUCAUUGGCCAAGGCAUUAAAGAGAGGUGCUGUGCCCUCGUCCCAGAGCUUGGAAAGCCCGAGGACCUGCGCAUCAUCAAGCAAGGUGUGGGUUUCAGACGUAAGUGUUUCUCGUUCUUGAACUGGAUAUUUUGA